AUGAAGUUGAUGCGUCUGGGCGCAGCGCUAGGCUACGCUCUUAUCGGCAUUUACUUGUGGCCUUCUAAGGUCGCCGCCGUCAUCGUGAAUGCGACAAUCGACGACCAGCUCGGCGACUCCGUGACACACCGUCUAGUAAAUUACUAUCCGAGCCAGAACGCCUGGAAUAAGCAAUCGUGCGGCGCGUGUUCUAUUCUUCCCGACACGUCCCAGGUGUUCGACGGCACAUAUACUGCAGCGACCUAUCUCGUCGGCGAUCCGACGAUGGAAAUUAACAUGCAGUUUAAUGGUAGAUAUCAAAGUCUCUGUCUCUUUCGAUAUCCUGAUCGACGCUCAACAGGAACCGCGAUUUAUGUGUUUUUUAUCCUCGGACACUUGAAUACUUCCCCCGUAACUCUCAACAGCGCCAACUUCACGCUUGAUAGCAACCAACCAGUACUUUUCGAGAGCAAUGCCAACUACAUCCAAUAUGAUGUGCUGGCUUUUUCUCAAAGUAACCUCUCGAAUACUCUCCAUACACUAUUCAUCUCUACCUCGGGCCCGGGUACCUAUGGGCCCAUAUACGUCAACUUCGACUACGCAAUCUACACCUAUGACAAUGGUCUUUCGACCACCACUUCGUCGCUAUCAUCGCUGUCCACGGUGACAACUAUGUCUCAGGCACCAUCUACCACAGCUACGGGUGCACCAGCUCGGAGGACUCCAGUAGGCGCCAUCGCUGGUGGCAUAGCCGGUGGAAUUACCCUGUUGGCCCUUGUCAUCUCCCUUUUGUUCUGCUGGCGUCGUCGGGGAGGUUAUGAUUUCAAGGGAAACGGGGAUCCCGAGUAUAGAAUAUCGCAAUUCAUGGCCACCAUCACAGCAGCCGGCGGCGAGUCUCCCCUGAAUACUGACAACCAGGCCAACAUGCAUAAUAACCACCGAAUGCCAUCUUUGGCAGAAAAAGCUUUACCGUCAACUUUGAAUUCAAGUGCAAUCGGUGCUAGUAGUAGCAAUACUCGCACUACCUCUCCUCUGCUGCCAUCCUUUCUGAAUGAUUUAGGAACACAGGAGGAGGUUCGCCGUGCACGACAAGAAGACCUCGAGCAAAUACGCGUCUUGAGGGAGCAGCAGCAGUCUGUGUGGGCCAUGGGAUUGUCGGACGAUCAUCCGCCUGGAUAUACACCUAGGAUGCAGAUUUUGAGGGAGGCAUCGUCAUGAUAUCCUGAGAGUCAGUUCGAUAUUCAUUAAUUAAUGGAACUUUGGAUCGGAUUUGGGAUCGAAGAUGUGCUAUUCGGGCCGGCCUCUUCUAAUGUUGAAACUUCUUAUGAGGGACGCAGUGUCCACAUUCCCCCCAUCCUCUGAAGGGCAUCAUGAUCGGGAGACGAUGCCAAUAGGACGCGCACCCACCGCUAGUCUCGUUGGAU
Molecule: messenger RNA, 1403 nt
Organism: Laccaria bicolor S238N-H82
Lineage: Eukaryota; Fungi; Basidiomycota; Agaricomycetes; Agaricales; Hydnangiaceae
Exons: 2
Coding region: 1-1197 (398 amino acids)
Source: RefSeq, a predicted model, not a curated record